Molecule: messenger RNA, 3416 nt
Organism: Sphaeroforma arctica JP610
Lineage: Eukaryota; Ichthyosporea; Ichthyophonida
Exons: 3
Coding region: 32-3295 (1087 amino acids)
Molecular function (GO): protein binding
Source: RefSeq, a predicted model, not a curated record
CAAAAAUCCUAAUAUAGAGGUUUCAGAAAGUAUGACAAAAGACACAAGUGCAGAAUCUAAGAAACCGCCAGGAACUAGUAGUAGACAGGCGCACCAUACAAAUAGACCGUCAGAGUCGCACUCUAAAAACAUAGUACAUAAGUCGGCGCCUACCCGGCAAACUAACAUCGUGCGUCCCAAAAGUGUACGUAAGACAGAUAACAACAAAGGCGCAUCAGGGUCGAGAUAUAGCUAUACUAAACAGAAAGCUUCCAAAACACUAACAGCAACUAGCGGGAGUGCGUCAGUGUGUGUCCAAUAUUUUUCAGAAAGCAGCAGACGGCGCCCGAACAAGUCUUCAGAUUUGAUGUCACGCAUGCUGCGCACCCGGGAAAAAUACAACGGGAAGGAAGCUGUAAAGAGAUGUUUGCGUAGCAUACGGGCGACGGAUCGCUCCAAAUUGAGACCUGAACACUAUGAGUUCGCCAUGCGGCUGGGGAUGCAGAAUUAUUGCGACAGGAGUGUAUUUAAUUUGUACUAUAGUGCUACAAAAGAGCACAGCUUCACUUUGUCUGGCGAAAGUAUAAAGCUCACCCUUCAGUGUGCCGAAAGGUGUGACGAGGUUCAGGUUGUUCGUCAUGUACUACAAACAGCUACCAACAUCCCAGCGGGUGGUACUCUACAAUACGUGCCGUUCUUUCGGGCGGCGAACUUCUUAUGCCGGAGGGGAAAGCAUCUGGAUCUGCUGUCAGAUUGUUUACAACGUGUGAGUGCCAACGAUGACAUGUUCAUGCUAACGAAUGCGAGAAGGAUAGCGAGUAUGAGUGAACCCCUAUUGUCAGGUAUUGGUCAGAUAGCUACAGAGCAUUCAAAUUAUUCGGCAGUAGCGCUGGUAAAUUCCAGUGUCAGUGCGCAGCCACACACUGUAGACGCAGUGACGUUAAAAAGGGAGCUGCCAGGAGAACAAGCACUCUCAGCUACUCAAAUAAGUGACGAUGUGAGCACAGGGAGUAGCCUUGAGAUUCAUCGAAUGACACGGUCAGCAGAGGUGGAUAGGUAUUUUGAUGCACUUGGUAUCUCGAAAAUGAUGUCAAUUUAUAUAUCGUUGGGAAUGUGGUCUGCCGCUCGCAAUCUGCUCGAUUAUGUAGGGGAAGCUGUACAAAGAAAUACACACAUCGCCACUGACAGUGCCGGACCUAGUGUACAAGCGAAGUCGAUUACACCAACUAGAAGUUCGUCCAUAGAAGGGGACGUGAUACCAUGCGAGGUAGUUCCUACGGAUGAAUAUUUUUGUAACUUUAUGGAUAUAGGUCAACUGGAUUCGCAAGGUGCGGCCCGGAGGGUUGUCUCUUCACGUGUGACGACGUUGAGUACAGAUGCUGCGUAUAUGGUGCAGCAAAUCGAUGAAAUAUUAGAAAUGUGCGACAAUCCUGACAAUGGGGAUGGGCAUAUUAUUCACAGCAAGGGUGGUAACAAAACCAACUAUGAAAAUAGGCAGAAUACUGACAGUCGGGAUAGUGACUUGCUAUCUACGAACAAUGCGGACUGGAAUAGUAAGCAGGUGACACGAUCGGUUGGGAAACAAAGGCGGCACGUGCUCGAGAGAACACCGGUAGAGACAUCGCCUGCAACAAUCGAGGAUCGGCAGAGUAUGCUGAGUGACAUACUUAGAGAUACAUCCAAUCAAGUGGAGAAUUUACGGGAGGCGUUGCUGUUCAAUAUAAGCACUAGAGGCCGGGAAGCACGAGCCUGCACCGAUGCGAAGACUUCAGUCAAUGACUGUAAAGCGCAGAUAGCUAGUCUGCAGAACGAAAUCGAAGAUCUCAAACUGAAAAGUGAGAUACUUAUAAUGCGCCACUUUUAUACAGUUAUGAAGAGCCUACCGACUGAAACUAGCCACCUGUCAAUAAGAACCACUGAGUCACAUCAACUGGAGAUGCAAGACGAAUCUUCCAAAUCGAGCGCCCUUUUUACAUUUCUGCAGGUUAUUUUGAAUCCCUGUGACGGGCGGAGUAUCGGCUUGGACUUCGACCGCAAAACACUCGUGGACAUGUUUCGGUUAACGGUGAAUAGUCUGUCUCGGAGUGGGUAUUGGCAGGAAGUUGUAUUCUUAAUAGAGGAUAUGAGGGAGAAACACAUGGUACCGCCACUCGCGAUGUUUGAGAAGGCCAUGUAUGUGUGUGGGACAAGCGACCAAUGGACCCAGGUCUUACACCUGCACUCAAGUCUACAGGUGGUGCAUCCUCAUGAAACCGAUCCGAUGAUUUUAUACCAAGGCUACUUAAAUGCCUCUGUGUCUUGUGAGCAAUGGGGUGCUCUGUAUAGGUUUGCAAGAUGUAUGCCGGCGCUCGGGAUAGUGCCAACAAGCGAGCUGGCGAAGUUGUUGCUGAGUCUAUCUGAGCUAUCAUCGAAACGCUCAAAGCAGAUAGAAACCAUGAGACACAUACCAAUAACAGUCAACACCGAUGCACAAAAGGCUAAUACAAUAGCUGAAAAUGGAUCUUCUCCAGUUUCGGUGGCAAGGGAGAUGGAUGUUGGGCUCAUGGUCUCACUGCUGGGAGAUGCAGGUUUUAAACUCAGACCGAAGCAUAUUUAUGAACUGAUGACGCACUCCCUAGAGAGAGAGCAAAAUCACACCCAAUGUAUAUGUAUAUUCGAGUCCGGCAUGAAAGCUUUACCUACGCAUGUAGGUGAGAACGCCUGUUCACCCGCAUACACUGAUGGAGGGGAAAGAACGUGCAAAUAUAUCGACGCAAUUACAACAAUGGCAUUCGAGUCAUAUAUAUCAACUCACAAAUGGGGUGAGGCAGGCAAUGUUUGGCUUGGUAUUGCUGCGCAAGAAGGGAGACCCUUAAAUUGUAUCCUCAAAUCUGAGAUGUGGGAGAAGUUAUUUACUAAGCUAAUCCAAAGGCAUCGUUCCGCACCUGUGGCGUGUAGAGCUUCUGCUGCUGCGCCCAUCGCCGAGCUGAUAUAUGUUGGCCUGACGAAGGGGUUAAUACGAACUGAGUCAGAAUACACCAGAGCACUAACUUGGUGUGGGCUGGUGCAAGACGGGACACUCACAACCCGACUUCUUCACCAGAUGCGACUAAGUUUGAGGCUGACACCUUCAGCCGGCAAUUUGAAAAACGUGCUUACGACUCUGUACGAGUGUCAAUUGUACAAGGAAUACACGGAACUAUAUGAAAACAGUGACAAAGCCGUAUCAUGGGCAGGACCGACUGUAGAGUACUCAGUCAUGCUAAUGGACUGCUACUUUGCGUUGGAAGAUCAUGUUAAAGCAAUACAAGUACUAAGGAUGCUACACGCACAAUAGCAAGGAAGUGGGAGCGGAAGGCGGCUAGACACGGAAGAGAUUUGUCAGCUGCCACGGAAUCUCGCUCACGAAAUCAAAUAUUAGAUACUAUACCUGUGGUAUAAAUAAAAGUAUAAAGUGC